UAGUCAGCGAGGCCCGCCAAAACGAGUCUUAAGGCCCUGAAGGUUUGUUGUUGUGGGGAUUUUGGCGGGAGAGGCGAGCGAGAGAGAGACAGGGUGCAGAGUAGUGGUGGAUUUGCCAUUUGAUUUGCAGGAGUUUGGUCUUGGCAGUGUGCUGUGGGACGUCAGUGAGGUGGCACCGCAGCAGAUACUGUGAACUAAGGAGGCUGCAGUGAGGAACUUGCUGUCCCUGGCUGCUAUGGUGUUAGUACCGCCGUGCAUGGAGGAAGAGCUGCAGUACUUCAGGCGGUCGUGUGAGGUGUUUGUCUCUCUCCUCAACCACGCGUAUCAUGGGUGACAAGAAAGCCGAAAAAGAAUUCAUUGCUGAAUUUAUUGAGGUGUAUCGUGGUCUUCCCGCCCUGUGGGAUGUGAAAUGCAAAGAUUAUACAAAUCGUGCCAAAAAGGGGGAGCAGUACGAUGUGCUGAUAGAAAAGUACCGUGAAAAAUAUCCGGAUGCUGAGAAACAAGAAGUAGUAAAAAAAGUAAAUUCUUUGCGAACAAACUUCCGGAAAGAAUUAAAAAGGAUUCGCGAUGCAGACAGAAGUGGUGCCGGUGCAGAGGAUGUGGAACCUACACUUUGGUAUUUUGACGAAAUGAAGUUUCUUGUAACUCAGGAAACACCUACUGCUUCAAUCAGCACGAUGGACAUAUCUCAGGAUGUUCAUGACAACGAGGAUCGUGGCGACGCAAAUGAAACCAGAGCGGUGGAUGAUGAAUCUCGUCAAAAGAACAGGAAACGUAAAGCUCCAGAUCCCACUGAGGAAUUGGUGAAAUUGGCCUCCAAACGCCUUCAACAACCACAAGACGACAGUGACGUAGUUGCUGCAGCUUGGGCAGUCGAGCUCCGAAAAAUGGAUCCACAACAGCAGUUGUUUGCAAAGAAGGCCAUCAAUGAGAUACUGUUUGAGGGACAAAUGGGAACCUUACACCGUAGUUCAGUUGAAAUUAACGUCUCACGUGUGGCCACACCAUUAUAGUGUUCAGUCCCUCCCUUCCCCUUCAUUCCCUCAGUAUGAAUCAGCAAGUGCCUCCUCGCAACACACAGGUGGAUAUUACACUACUUUGCAUUAAGACAGUUACUUUCCAACUUCAUGUAGGCUAGGUAUACCUUAUGUAGGUAUACCUUAUGUACAAUGUCAAGUUUUGUUCUAGCCAAUGUAUGCCAAUAUUUUGAAUGUAUAAAUAAAAGGAUUUGAAAUGGAAAAA
Molecule: messenger RNA, 1242 nt
Organism: Scylla paramamosain (green mud crab)
Lineage: Eukaryota; Metazoa; Arthropoda; Malacostraca; Decapoda; Portunidae
Exons: 4
Coding region: 327-1013 (228 amino acids)
Source: RefSeq, a predicted model, not a curated record